Messenger RNA from Staurois parvus, 331 nucleotides. The record is from the annotation of a GenBank genome assembly. NCBI's taxonomy places the organism in Eukaryota, Metazoa, Chordata, Amphibia, Anura, Ranidae.
GCCGAAGAUGUUGGCUCGGUCAUGUGAUCAGCUGUGUCCAAUCACAGCUGAUCACAUGUAAACAGGGAAAUGCCGGUUAUCGGCAUUUCUCUCCUCUCGAGCUGUCAGUGGGAACAUGUGCACUGAUCAUCAGGGCACUGAUGAUCAGUGUGCCCUGAUGAUCAGUGUAGCCCCAGCAGUGCCACCUGUCAGUGUCCAUCAGUGCCUUAUGUCAGUGCCCAUCACUGCCUUGUGCCAGUGCCCAUCAGUGCAACAUAUCAGUGCCUACCAGUGCACACAAAUGCCACAUAUCAGUGCCCAUAUAAGCUGCCUUUCAGUGUCACCCAGCAAU